Molecule: messenger RNA, 4085 nt
Organism: Polypterus senegalus (gray bichir)
Lineage: Eukaryota; Metazoa; Chordata; Cladistia; Polypteriformes; Polypteridae
Product: ubiquitin carboxyl-terminal hydrolase 35-like
Exons: 11
Coding region: 210-3173 (987 amino acids)
Biological process (GO): protein deubiquitination; ubiquitin-dependent protein catabolic process
Cellular component (GO): nucleus; cytosol
Molecular function (GO): cysteine-type deubiquitinase activity; cysteine-type endopeptidase activity
Source: RefSeq, a predicted model, not a curated record
GGGCGGGAUGGCUGAGUUUAGAAGGCGUGCGCUCAGCAUCCCAGUCUGUUGAUACCCCGUGCUGUUAUACUAAAACUGUCCAGAAAGAUCUGGCACAAAUAGACAGCGACCACAGAAGUUCGUAGAAGAAACCGAGUGAUUUUAUUCAGAGGCAACGAUCGUGAUGAAAGGCAGUUUUACGAAAACGCCCUAAAUGAAUAUGAAAAAAAAUGGAUAGAAUUCUUGAAGCAGUAAUGGUGUCCUCACAUUCAAAAGCUGUGAAGCAUAACAUGAUUCUGCAGGUGAUAGAAUCGGCACCACAUCCUUUGGCGAGAACUCAGUGCUUGGCCAUGUUUGAAGUCUGCACAAAGCUGUUUUUCUUGGGUGAUUCCAAGUUCAAAAAGGAUGUUGGAAAGGAGGUUCUUGAGGCCUAUGCUCAUCACCAUCCACUAGAGUUUGAAGAGUUUUUCAAUACAAGAUUUGCUCUAGACCUCCUCCAAGAAGGUUACGGACCUAUCAUGAAAAGAAGUGACGAGAUUUUUGAAUACAUCCAAGUGGCAUUGCAGUAUAUGGUGGACAGACCGUCAUCCAUGGAACUUUUCCACACAUUGCAAAUUGAAGUUCUCAGGAUCAUAUGUGAGAGACCAGGGCCCAAAUUAUGUGCUAUGCUUAGCAAAUUACUAAAUCUGUACCCCCAGUGCAUUCCUGGUGGAAAUUUGCAGUCUGUCUUCUGUCAGCAACUCAUACAAAGCAUCAGAAAAUUUCAUUGUGAAGGUGAAGAGAAUGAUGAAAUCCUUGAGUUUGUAGAACAAGUAACCAAAACUAGUGGAAUGUUGCAGUGUGUGUGGAGAAUGAACAUGGCCAUCAUUCUUCCUUCACUAAAGGAACUCUUUAUUGUAAUUUCAUCUCCUGAAGAAGAAAAUAAUGCACCAUCCAAUGCCCUUGCCAGUGUGGUUCAGUAUGUACCCCUUGAGCUCAUGGAUGCAGUUGUCCGUAACAUCACCAAUGACAAAAACGUUUCAGAUGCCCAGAUCCUGACGGCCAUCAGUAGGAUGCUAGACUGGCUGUCAUGGCCUUUGGUAAAAAAUAUUGACAAGUGGAUUAUUUCAUUAAUGAAAGGUGUAGUGGCUGUGAAACGAGUCCACAUUUUAAUGAAGGUGACACUUAAAAAGACUGAACAGGUUUUCUCCAAUUUGUUCUACCCCAUUGUAAGAGAAGGGGCCCUUUCUGUCCUCUCGUACAUAUUGCUUAGCUAUGAGCAAUCUCCAGAAGCAUUUCACAAGUUGCUCCAUCAGAUUCCUCAGCUGAUAUCUUCACUCAGUCAAGAAGACUCGGACUCAGGGAGGGCCUGCCUUGCAGAAAUCAGUGAGCUGAUACAUUGCCUCAUAUUCAGGUUUUCAGGUUUUCCAGACCUGUAUGAACCUGUGCUGGAAGCACUGAAGGAUUUUCCAUCUCCACAUGAAAAUCGAAUUAAGCAACUUCUUAGUCAAAACACAUGGACGUCUGUGCAGACAGAACUACCAGAGCCUGUGUGUUACACCCAGAUUACCACCAGAUCUGACACUGGCAAAACUGGCCUGGUCAACUUGGGCAACACCUGUUAUAUGAAUAGCAUUAUUCAAGCUCUGUAUAUGGCUUCUGAUUUCCGGUAUGCUGUGAUGACCCUGAAGCAGUGCAGUCGUUUCCCAUUGAUGAUGAAACUACAGCAGCUUUUUGGUUUUCUGGAGCACAGUCAGCGGCCAUUUAUUUCUCCAAAUAAAUUUCUGACUGCAUCGUGUCCCCCCUGGUUUAAUGUUGGAUCUCAACAGGAUUGCUCUGAAUACCUUAAAUAUCUUCUGGACAAGCUGCACGAAGAAGAGAAGACCCUUAGACACGCGUCUUUCACACAAAGUGGUGUGCAAAAAAGUGAAAGCAAAACACUGAUAGAGCAAAUGUUUGGUGGAAAAAUGGUAACUAGAAUUCGGUGUCUUUGCUGUCAGAAUGUAUCAUGGAAGGAGGAAGUAUUUACAGAUUUGUCCUUGGCCCUGCCACCACACGAUAUCUCACUUUCAAAGAGUUUUAUUAUUGAUCCUUCUCAGACUGUGGUAGAAAAUACGGAGCCAUUGCAUGUAGCAUCUACCUUGAAACAACAAAGCCAAGUGCCUUCAUCGCCAAGGAGAAUUAGAAAAACUUUAACAGACACUACUUCAAAACAUGAAAGCCCAACUUUUGGAAACAUUGAUGGUGUACAUUUAAAAACAACUGACAAAAGUGCUAAAAUGGAUUCAUCCUCUCCAGGAUCGUCACAAGAGCAGCCAAGCCUUCCACAUUCCUUGAGGUCAAUACCAGAUUUGAUUAAUUUCUUUCUUUCUCCAGAAAUGUUGACUGGAGAAAACCAAUAUCAUUGCCAGAAGUGCUGUGCUUUAACAGAUGCAGAGAAGGUAGUGGAAUUAACUGAGGGUCCUCCUUAUCUCAUACUGACACUUCUUAGAUUUUCAUUUGACCUAGGAACUAUGAGAAGAAGAAAAAUCCUUGAUAAUGUUUCAAUCCCAUUAGUAUUAAAGCUACCAGUCUGGGAUGUGUCAUCACGUGAGCCAGGCACAUUUGGAACAGACAACAAACAUCACAAGGCCAUACCUCCUGCAGAUGGCUGUGCUUAUGUAUCCUUGACCUAUGAUCUUUGUAGUGUUGUUGUCCACUCUGGUAUUUCUUCAGAGAGUGGGCACUACUAUUGCUAUGCAAGAGAAUGCACUGGUGGAGUUGGUGGGCCUGAAGCGAUUCAUAGUGACAGGGAAGAGGUUAAGGCCCCAAGCAGUCAGAAAUCAGCAGAACGCCAGUGGUUCCUUUUCAAUGACACUCGGGUUUCCUACUCCUCCUUUGAAUCUGUUAGCAAUGUAACAACCUAUUUUCCCAAGGAUACGGCUUAUGUCAUGUUUUUUCGUAAGAGAUUAUUGCCAGUGAUUGAAAACGAGAGCUUCUCAACUGCUGAGAAGAUGUAUGGAGAAAUGGCAUUGAACAAAGAACUUAGUGAAAGCAUUUCCAAAGACAACUUAUUAUAUGCACAGGAGCGAGAAAGAGAAGAAAGACGGAGAGCUGCCCUCUCAGCAACCGAGACUGGCCCUCCAGUGUGGCUGAAGCGGCACAAAAGGAGUGGUGCUGACUGUGGGUGCCUGAGCUCUGGGUGCAGAUGGCACUUGAGUCACUUUUUUCUUUAAACUCGCUUCUUAAACAGCAGACUAGCUGAGGGACUCAACACCUCGUGGGUCGGCAUACUGUUUAAUUCUGUUUUAGCACAUUGCCACUCUAGCAGAGACGAGUUGUAUGAUGGUCAGACAUGCAGGUACUAAUAUCACGCUGCUCUGCACAUAUGACAGCACUACUGCUGGUAAUCAUAAAAUAUAAAAGGAUUGUUUGGGGUGGUGGGAAAGCACAAUGCAGUUCAUUUCCAUUUUUUCCCAGUGUAUGGUACAUUGGUCCUAAUGUGUCGAUGGAGUGCUUUAAUGCUGAAAGUAAGUUUACCUAAUGGCUCAAAGGGGCGUUCAAAUGAGAAACAAAGUAUGGAGAGCACUUUUCUGAAUUGUAAAAGUAAACGCAAAAGCAGUAAACAGGAAGAAAGUCGCUCCUUAAACACAUUAAUCGAUACGUAGAAUAUGUAGACAGGCUUUUGUUUUACUAGAAUGUGUGAUGUUUAAAUAAGCACAUAAUUACUUGCCUGCAUUUUAAUUUAGACAAUCUUAGAAUAAAUUGUGAACCACCACGUGGGGCGUCGGACAGAAUUGGCAAAAGAGGUACAUGUGCUAAAAUGGAAGCUUUAGUAAAAAUGUCCUACUCCAUUACAAAACUCCUGUGGUACCUGGGUGCAAAAUAAUAACUGUAAUAAUAAACUAUAGUGCCUUUUCAGCAAACGUCUCUCUAGGGGAUCUGCUGCAGUCAACUUGCUGCACACAUGUAUUAUUCUUGUAACAUGGCUUAUGCGGCACCUUAAUAAAAUGUAAUGAUGGUUAAGAGCUUGUGGUAGACAAACUGGAGGUAUGCCACUCAUUUCCUCUCCAUUUUAAACAAGAUGGUGUGAUAGAACUUGAUUUAUACUGUAACAGAAUGAAGUAUAAUAAAUGGUUUGAGAUUUC